Molecule: messenger RNA, 1595 nt
Organism: Xiphophorus maculatus (southern platyfish)
Lineage: Eukaryota; Metazoa; Chordata; Actinopteri; Cyprinodontiformes; Poeciliidae
Gene: bag2
Product: BCL2 associated athanogene 2
Exons: 3
Coding region: 197-823 (208 amino acids)
Biological process (GO): protein stabilization
Molecular function (GO): adenyl-nucleotide exchange factor activity; protein-folding chaperone binding
Source: RefSeq, a predicted model, not a curated record
GUCUUCUCGGGAAGCUUCGACAAGCGAGUGAAGGAAGUUGCGCCCAUGUUUGGAAAUGUUCCCCCGAGGCGCCGCUUCAGCCCGAAGAAUAACGAUUAGCUGGAGAACAGCGAGUGCUGGACGCACAUCACAUUAGCGCUCCCGGACGGAAGAUUUUAAUACAGCACAGCGGACAAUUAUCAUCAUCAAUAUUAUCAUGGCACAGGCAAAAAUACACGCAAAAAUGAACGAAUCUGCCUGCAGCAAAUUCAGCAGGACGCUGUCUAUGGCAGAUCGCUCCGGGCGACUCCUGGAAAGUUUGGAUCAGCUGGAAAUGAGGGUGGAGGCUUUACGCGACGCCGCAUCAGCCAUGGAGCAGGAAAGGGAGAGCAUCCUGGAAAUGAUUCAGUCCGUGCAGAACAGUCAGGAAAUGCGAAACAUCUGUCCGGGUGAGAGAGAAGAGUUGAAUUUAACUGCAAACCGUCUGAUGGGCCGAACCCUGUCUGUGGAGAUCUCUAUUGGCACAAUCAGGAACCUCCAGCAGGAGGAGGCGCUGCAGAAGGCCACGUCUAUAAUAGAUGAAAUAGUGAAAAAGUUACUGAGUGACAUGGAAGGUGCUCGGCAGCAGCUGCUGGCUCUGCACGCGGCCUGCGUGACCGAAGCACCGCCUGUCCCCAUUGACCAGAAGUUUCAGGCUAUAGUGAUCAGCUGCGCUCUGGAGGACCAGAAGAAGAUCAAGACAAGGCUGGAGACUCUGGUGAGGAACACUGAAAACGCUGAGAAGAACAUCAAGAUUAUGGAUCACCAAAAACUCGAGGACACAAAAGCCAAUGGAGGUCACUAAGGCUCCUGAGCAACAUCUAAAACUCGUGUUGAAUUCCACUAACCUCACACAAAAUUGAUGAAAACUUUUAUGUGUUUACUUAAUUUCAGGAGUUAUGCUGCAGCAAAGCAAAUCUUUGUGGGAAAAGUACAGUGAUUCAUUGCCUUGCAAAUGUAGCCACACCCCUGAACUUCCUGUUUACUGUAUUACCUCAUACAGCAGUGUAUUUCAUUGGGAGUCUUGUGAUAGAUUAACACAUAGUAAGAUUCUUUUAUUUCAAACAAAACAUUUGAAAAAACAUGUAUCAAUUUGCUUCCACUUCACAAUUAUGCACCACUUUGAUCGGUUUCAUUAAAAUACAUUAAAGUUAUUAGUUCUUCUGAAACAGAAUACUAUAUAAUAUUGAGUUUGGGAGGAAUAAAUACAUGUGCAAGGCACUGAAUCAAACCCUAAAGACAGAAGAAAUGCAGUUACCUAUAUAGUAUUGUUUAUACUAACUGUAUGCAUGUUCAUCAAGUCAGGAGUUGUUUACCAAAUGAUAUUUGAUCAUGCAACAAUGUGAGAAUAAUUGAAAAGUAUAUUCCACAGUAAGAUGCUCAUUAAAAUUGGAUAAAUUAUGUGUAGAAUCCAAAUGCCAAAAGCAAGCUUGAUAAAUUAUGAAAAUAUUAUUCUAUAACUGGAUUAUUCCAGUUGACAAUCAUUCAAUAGAGUGUCUUCUACUCUAAUUUUUAAACCUCAGCUUUAGGUAGAGAAGGAUUAUGGAUAUGCUAUGCACUACCUCCUUGUGUGAAGG